Molecule: messenger RNA, 1464 nt
Organism: Onychomys torridus (southern grasshopper mouse)
Lineage: Eukaryota; Metazoa; Chordata; Mammalia; Rodentia; Cricetidae
Gene: Onecut3
Product: one cut homeobox 3
Exons: 2
Coding region: 1-1464 (487 amino acids)
Biological process (GO): regulation of transcription by RNA polymerase II
Cellular component (GO): nucleus
Molecular function (GO): RNA polymerase II cis-regulatory region sequence-specific DNA binding; DNA-binding transcription factor activity, RNA polymerase II-specific
Source: RefSeq, a predicted model, not a curated record
AUGGAGCUGAGCCUGGAGAGCCUCGGGGGGCUGCACGGGGUGACACACGCUCAAGCCGGCGAGCUGCUGAGCCCCGGCCACGCGCGCUCCGCCGCGGCCCAACACCGAAGCCUGGUGGCAUCGGGGCGCCCGGGCCUGGUGGCGGGCAUGGCUAGCCUGCUGGACGGUGGCGGCGCCGGGGGCGGGGGCGCCGGGGGCGCGGGAGCUGCAGGGGCUGCGGGUGGUGGCCCUGACUUCCGUGGGGAGCUGGCUGGUCCCCUGCACCCGGCCAUGGGCAUGGCGUGCGAGGCCCCGGGUUUGGGUGGCACCUACACCACGCUCACGCCCUUGCAGCACCUGCCGCCGCUGGCCGCCGUGGCCGACAAGUUCCACCAGCACGCGGUGGCCGGGGCGCACGGAGGCCACCCGCACGCGCACCCUCACCCGGCCACCGCGCCGCCACCGCCCCCUCCGCAGCGCCUGGCGGCCAGCGUGAGCGGCAGCUUCACCCUCAUGCGCGACGAGCGGGCGGCGCUGGCCUCGGUGGGCCACCUCUACGGGCCCUACGGCAAGGAGCUGCCCACCAUGGGGUCGCCGCUGUCGCCGCUGCCCAGCGCGCUGCCCCCGGCUCUGCACAGCGCCCCGCAGCCGCCGCCGCCUCCGCCGCCGCCGCUCGCCGCUUACGGGGCUCCGGGCCACCUGGCCGGGGACAAACUCCUGCCCCCCGCCGCCUUCGAGCCACACGCCGCGCUGCUGGGGCGCGCGGAGGACGCGCUGGCCCGAGGGCUGCCUGGAGGCGGCGGCGGCGCGGGAGGCGGCGGGGCGGCCGGCGGGGCGGCCGCGGGUUUGCUGGCUCCGCUGGGCGGGCUGGCCGCGGCCGGGGCGCACGGGCCUCACUCAGGCGGCGGUGGCCCCGGAGGGGGCGGUGGCGCCGGCGGAGGCGGCGGCGGCCCGGGAGCCGGCGCCGCAGCCGAGGAGAUCAACACCAAAGAGGUGGCCCAGCGCAUCACGGCCGAGCUGAAGCGCUACAGCAUCCCGCAGGCCAUCUUCGCGCAGCGCAUCCUGUGCCGCUCGCAGGGCACGCUCUCCGACCUGCUGCGCAACCCCAAGCCUUGGAGCAAGCUCAAGUCCGGCCGCGAGACCUUCCGCAGGAUGUGGAAGUGGCUGCAGGAGCCCGAGUUCCAGCGCAUGUCGGCGCUGCGCCUGGCAGGUAGGGAUGAGGGCCCCGGAGGCUUGACCCCGGGGGACACCGUCGUCGGCUUAGGGGUGUCCGGUGUCUUUGAGGAUAAACUAAAGCAGCCCUCGCACAGCUCCGUGGGUGUGCGCGAGCGUGUGUUGCACGCUCCUUGGGUUCGUGAUCCUGUGUGUCCCCCCCCACCCAGACCAGAAGGUGCCACUCCCCUCCUGUCCAGCCACCGUGCAAGAGGGCCCACCGGCGCCUCCCUGCACCCGGUCACAAAGCGCCGGGUCGCUGACCACGCUUAG